GGGUUCAGGAUUGUGAUUUGUAGGUAGUGAUUGCAACUGCUACAAUAUGUCGAAGCUUCUAUCUGGAAAAUUGGCAUUUGUUACCGGUGCUGGAAGUGGCAUUGGAAGAGAAAUAUGUCGAAUUUUCGCUAAAGAAGGUGCUCAAGUUAUUGCAACUGACCAGAACAUCAAAAGUGCUGCAGAAACUGUAGCUACUUUAGAAAAUGUUGGACAUAUUGCAUUAAAUGUUGAAGUUUCUGAUCGAAAAAGUGUGGAGACAGCAUUUCAAGAUGUCUUAAAACAAUUUUUAAAACCACCCACUAUCAUCGUUAAUUCAGCAGGCAUUACGCGAGAUAACUUUUUAGUGAAACUCAGCGACAAUAAUUUUGACAACGUAAUUAAGGUCAAUUUGAAGGGUACCUUUCUUAUUAUGCAAACUGCUGUCAGAGCAAUGAUAGAGGCAAAUGCAACAAAAAAUUCCUCGAUUAUUAAUAUUAGUUCGAUUGCUGGUAAACAUGGAAACAUUGGGCAAAGUAAUUAUAGUGCGUCAAAAGCUGGAGUAGUAGCUAUGACAAAGAGCGCUUCUAUGGAAUUUGGAGAAUUUGGUAUUCGAGUAAACGCAGUAGCACCUGGUUUUAUAGAUACUCCUAUAACUGUAACUGUACCUGAUAAAAUUAAAGAAGUUUUUAUUAAAAAAGUACCAUUACGAAGAAUUGGGAAGCCACAAGAAGUGGCAGAGGUUGUUGCAUUUUUGGCUUCUGAUAAAAGUUCUUACAUAAAUGGAACAUGCAUCGAAGUUACUGGUGGAGGAUAUUAAAUUUCAUGAUUCAAUAUAUUAUUGGCAAUAUGAAUUCGGAUUGCUCACCUAAUCGCUCACGGUAUUUACAAAGUGCGCAUAAUAAAAAAAAAUAAAUUAAAUUAAAUGACAUUUAAUAGUAUUAUUUAAAAAUAAUGGGAAAGUAAUGUAAAAUGCUAACAUUGCACAUCAACAGGUCUGAAUAAGGACAUAUAACUGUCUCAGGAUAAAUAAUUGUAUAGUAUCGUUUAGCUGAUUAAUUUUACAAAAGUAUCUCCUUUUUUGACAAUUUUAUACUGAUAUCAACAUAGCAGAAUAUAAAUUUUUCAUAAUUAAGAUGUGAUACACGCACUUAUUAAACAUAUGCACAUUUUGAUACAUAUAAUUUGUACAAAAAUAUACAAUAGAUAUAAGUCCAGUAUGUUGAAAAAGAAACAUGUAAAAAAGGUCUGAUAAACAAAAAGGAAAAGUUAAGAUGAUCGAUAUUUUCUCUCGAUAGCCAUCCAUAAUUUAUCGCAAUUAUUUUUAAAACUAUUUUUAAAAUCAUUCCAUUGAAAAAAAA
Molecule: messenger RNA, 1337 nt
Organism: Pogonomyrmex barbatus (red harvester ant)
Lineage: Eukaryota; Metazoa; Arthropoda; Insecta; Hymenoptera; Formicidae
Product: (3R)-3-hydroxyacyl-CoA dehydrogenase
Biological process (GO): fatty acid biosynthetic process
Molecular function (GO): quinone binding; oxidoreductase activity, acting on the CH-OH group of donors, NAD or NADP as acceptor
Source: RefSeq, a predicted model, not a curated record